Messenger RNA from Funneliformis mosseae, 688 nucleotides. The record is from the annotation of a GenBank genome assembly. NCBI's taxonomy places the organism in Eukaryota, Fungi, Glomeromycota, Glomeromycetes, Glomerales, Glomeraceae.
AAGAACAAGGAUCUACAAAAAACGUACUAUUGAUAAUUCUGAUGAGCGCUACGAAUAUGAUGAUCACGACAAUGAUUAUUAUAACCGUAAUAAUGAUAGUAAUCACGGAAAUAGCCUUGGCUUUGAUCACGAUAACAAUAAUCACCAUAAUGAUAGUAAUGACAUUUUUGCUCCUGAAAUUCAAGAAGGUCGUCUCAAUGAUGAUAGACAAAGAGCUCAUUCUGCCAUUCCCGUAAUUAAAAAAAUUCACCAUCGUAAUGAGUCAACAAUUUCAGUAGAUGAAGAAUUGAUAGAUCCAGCUGAACAAACGGAGACGAACCAGAUUAUUACGCUAGAUCAAUCGAAUUCUAAUACUUCUAAUUCCCAAACUCGAUCAAGAAGAUAUUCAUCAAGUCCACCAUCUUUACAAUUGUUCACGCCCAAUGAAAAAACCAACGGUAAUAAUGAUGCUGGAAAAGAAUUUGAGGGUUCAAUACUAUUAACUAUGUUGUUUCGAAAAGUAUGUCAUGCAGAAACACAGAUGAUUAAUGUUAAUCAUGAGAAAAUUUCGUGCUGGUAUCAUUAUAGUAAAGGAUACAUGGAGAGGGUAGAUGCUACUAUGAAUUUUCAGGGAUGUAGUGAAAAAACGGUUUGGAAAGUAGUAUACGAUAACAUUAUGCAACAUCUUCCUAGCUUUAAUAGAAAUACC